Messenger RNA from Capsaspora owczarzaki ATCC 30864, 6262 nucleotides. RefSeq names its product NPR2 protein. NCBI's taxonomy places the organism in Eukaryota, Filasterea, Ministeriida, Capsasporidae. Bases 167 to 6262 code for a protein of 2031 amino acids. Gene Ontology annotation, molecular function: ATP binding; phosphorus-oxygen lyase activity; protein kinase activity. The record is from RefSeq and is a predicted model, not a curated record. The transcript is spliced from 5 exons. Gene Ontology annotation, biological process: cyclic nucleotide biosynthetic process; intracellular signal transduction; protein phosphorylation.
UUUUUUUUUUGGGUUCCGUUCUUUCUUUUUGUUGCCCGAUUCGCAGUGUUUUUCUUUCUUUUCUUUUCUUUUCUUUUCAUUCUUAUUGUUCUCUUUUUUCUGUGUCUGUUUUGUUGUAUUUUUUGUGGUGUUGUUUUUUUUUUGCUGCGUUGCUGCGGAGGGGGUGAUGAGGAACCAGCGUUCAGUGGCUCGGCUUUUGCUGCUGCUACUUUUGUGGCUCGUGGCAACAACCGCAGUGCUCGCUGCAGACGCACACUCCGACCGCGCUCGGCCACCGGGUCGACGGGCAGGGCCAUCAGCCGACCACAGCAGCAACAGCAAGUGGGCGGCGCUGGCAAAAGCGGCGCAGGCGUGGACUGAGCAGGCGACUGCCCCGCCGAGCGAGCGCGCCAUUGAGCACGUUCUCGCCUACCUCGAGCUCACGUCCGCGGGUGCUGUGCCAGACAAUGAGCACCAGCAACAGCAAGAAGGAGACGCAGUCACACCCGAGGCCCUUGCCCGCGUCGUCGACCGGCGGCGGCGGCGGCAGGAGCGAGGCGAAAGCGACCCGACCGCCCUGUCAUCUGCGUGGCUCCGAGCAGUCACAAACCGCGCCGUGCGCAGCGACGAGGAGCUGAGCGGCCGCGAGCAGCUUUUGCAGAGGAAGAAGCUACGUCGGCAGCAGCAGAUGGGUGCGGGCCAGCCGCGCACUCGCACUCGCACUCGCAGCAGUCGUCGUAGCAGUGCUGAGCGGCGUGAGGGCGAGGCAGCCGCCUCAGACAGCAGCAGCAGCAGCGCGUACCUUCUGCCACCCGUCCUGCGCGUUCUCUGGCAUGAUUCGCCCUCGUGCAGCGAGUUUCGCAAUCUCGUCGCGGCUUUCGACGCGGACAUUGCGGCGGUUGAAAUUGAUUGUCUGCCGUAUUCGACGUGGUUUGACAUUCUGUAUUCGAAUCAGUCUGCAAGUGCAUCCAUCUUAGACUAUGAUUUGGUCAUGUUCAACGAAAUGUGGCUACCGUAUGCGGUCAACAGCAGUCUUGUCACGCGCUGGACCCCUGUGGCCAGCAACCCUUCUUCGGACUGGGUCAAUUCUGGCACGACUGCAUUCUUUAGUUACCCUCAGACUUCUCAAAACGCAUAUGGCUAUCCGCUGGAAGGCGACGUGCAAACAAUCAUGUUUCGGUUGACGCCAAUGAUUGAGGGUGCACGCGUCGCCGCCCAACUGAACGACACGAAAACAAACGACCUCUUCUAUGUUCAGCAGACCGCUGAUGUUUGCCCCGUGGAGCUCGUAUAUCUCGGCCUGUGCAAGACACACAUUUACCGCCCUCCGCUAUCGCUGCAGCAGCUGGUGAAGCAAGCCGAGUUUCUGCAACAACACAACAUUACUCAGUUUGGCUUUUCAGCCAGCUGGUGUACCCAACACAAUGGGGACUCGCUUUCUACCUGCCAAGACCGCUCGUUUUCGCUCUUCUUGACGUAUGCGUAUCUUGCAAGUGGUGCGCUGUGGAAUCCGACCACCUACGAAGUGGAAGGCUACAUCAACUCUCCAGUCAACGUGGCCGCUCUUGAGCUCAUCAAGCAACUUGUCGCCACUGGGCCAACGGACGACGCGUUUGUUGGGCUCCAAUCCCCUCCAGACGCAACCAACGAGAUUGAGCGAAAUAUCGAGCUGUUUUGCUCGGGCAAAGUCGCCUUUUUGCAGCUAUGGAGCAGUUCGAUCCCUCACGUCAAUAGCACCGACUCGUCCAUUGUUGGAGGCCCUCAAUGGCAAAAGUGCUUCACCAACAACAACGAUCUUGGUGUGUUCGCCAUCCCGGCCUUUCAGCAAUCCACGCUCGCUGGCACAGAGCUCCCUCAGAGACGAAACUUGAUGGGUGGUUAUGGCAUUGCCGUUGUGAAUGGAUCCCCGUAUGUCGCCGAGGCCUCCGCGCUGGUCAACUACAUUUCGCGGUGGGAAAACCAAGCCUUUUGGUCGCAGUCUUGUAGCGGUCUCUCGGUCAGUUCUACAUUGUUGCAGCUAGGUCAAAACUUGGAGGAUGCCAUUUCGGUACUGCUUGAUCUGUUGUGCGUGAACAAUUCGACCUCCUCGUCGUCGUCGUCGUCGUCGUCGUCGGUGCCGACAUCUACCGCAGCCUCCUUCGCCUCCCCCGUUUCAGCCACUGCCAGUCCGCCAGAUUGCACUGCAGACUUGACUUGGGUUGUGGCGAUCAUCGUUCUACUUCAGCUCAGCUCCAACGACAUGCUCACCAACGUGUAUUCGCUCGCGUAUCCAUUCGCCUCCGGGACGUGGGGCUUGAAAGAAGCACCUGCACUCAUCGACAUGACCAAUCGCUAUGUGACUCGUGCUCUUUUCGGCGACAUGAGCUCCAAAGCUGCAUUGGACAAGCUGGCAACGGCCCAGCAGGCGCUGAUUGACGCUGCCUAUCCGAACAUUCGCAAUCCUGCUGCCGGCGAGGAGGACGUUCUGAGUCCUGGCGCGAUCGCUGGCCUCAUUGUCAUGGCGAUUGUCAUUGUUGCGCUGGUUGGCUUGACCGUGUGGCGCCAGCGGCAGUACAAGCGGCAGAAAGAGCUUGAGGCCCUGCAGCAAUGGCAGAUAGACUUUAAUGCGCUUACCGACAUUGAGGUGGUGGACAACGUUCCUCACACGGCUCGGUUUGAGCACAAACUCGUGUACUUGAUUCGCUACACGCCGCUCACCAUGGCCGUUGUUCGACGAAGUAGCCCCCAUACGAUCGGCUCUCCCAAUGGCGGAAACAAUGCGGGCAACGAUGGAAGCGCCUCCAACGGAAGCUCUGGUUCUGAGGAGUUUGCCAUGGAGGAGCUCUCCUCUGGUGGUGGUGGCGGAUCCCAAUUCCCUCCAAAUGGUAAAAACGCCCUCUUCCGUCGCUCCACGGCUGCGAAAAUCAGUAGCGCCAUGCAAGCUUCGACGCAGCGCUUGAGACAACGGGCUCGCUGGGUUGCUCAACCUUCAGCCAAUCCCGAGGUCGAAGAAGCCAGCCUGCUCAACCGGCUUGCCCCAGACUUUGUCAAGUUGCGAGAGCUGCGACACCCGAACGUGGUUGAGUUUCAUGGCUGCACGCGUGUGCCCCCGACGCCUCGCUACCUCGUGUUUGACUACUGCGCAAAAGGCAGUCUCGCCGACGUGCUGCGAUUCUCGAGCAUUCCGCUGGAUAUUCAUUUUAAAUUUUGCAUGGCCAUGGACGCUGCCCGAGGUCUGGCAUUUUUGCAUGAGCGUGGCAUCGCACACGGACGGCUGCGUUCCAGCAAAAUCCUUGUCGACGAUCGCUUUGUGUGCAAAAUUUCAGGAUUUGGGCUCCACUCGAUCAUGGGCGAGUCGCGUGCCGAUAUGCUGUUCUCGGGCAACCCUGCCAACCACCAGCCUACCGUCGCAAGUUUGCCUACGGAGCGAUCCUCGUCGCCCUCCGGGUCGCUUGCCAUCGACUUGAUCGGUCCAGACGCGACCAAUGGAGCAUCUGCCUCCUCGCCAACCACGCCGCGAAGCUCCAAUGGAAUAGCGGCCGCUCUCGGUCGUGCACACAAGGCACUGAGCGCGCCUGCCAUUCCAGUGUCUCACUCUCCGCCAGGCUCGCCGCAACAUCAGCAGCAGACCCAGCAGCAGCAGCAGCAGCAGCAGCAAGGCACACCGACGCACCCAUCGUCUCUCUUGGCUGUUCCGGCUGGUCCUCCAGUAAUGCUGCGCUCGCCUUCACCAAACCCCGCUGCGUUUGCCAUGAGCGCGAGCGCGAGCUCCGUGCCGCCGGUCGGGGGGCCAUCUCUUCCAAACGGGUACCUCGGCGGCACCGUUCAUGGAGCGCCGUUUCUGUGGGUCGCACCAGAAAUCCUCGCGCUUGACAUGCCGGACGACGAUGACGAGGAUGACGUGGCUCGGCCAUCGGACACGCGUUCGAAUGCUUCCGAGCGCAGCUAUCUCGAGCUUGACUUGCAUACGAUUGACUGGUUCAAGGCAGACAUGUACUCCUUUGGCAUUAUUCUGUGGGAGUUGCUGGAUGGCCAUCACAUUCCCUACAGCCACUUGCCCGAGCUGACCUCCGACCAGCUCCGAAGGCGGAUUGUUGCUGGUGCAGCGGUGCACCCAACGACGAGCCUUCGAGGCAGCGUUGCUGGAACGUCGUCCUUUGGGCACACCGCUUCGGCCCGUCAGUCCACCGGCUCGGUGUCGGAGCCUCGUCUGCGCUCGCAGUCUGUUCACUUGGAUUCCGAGUCUCGCCACCGUGCGCAGUCUGCUCACCAGGAUUCCGAGUCUCGCGUUCGUUCGCAGUCCUUCCACUUGGAUUCUGAAGACGACAGUGUUGAAGACACUGGCGAUGCACCACCGAGGGAGGCUCGCUCGCACAUUGCGCACCAGAGCGAUUCGAGCCUUCCAGGGCUUGGUCGCGGACCUGAUCGCUCGGGUCAGGCUUCUCGCGGUCAUUCGCCAUCUCAUCAGAGCCUGAGUGCCAUUGCGGACAAUUUCAGCACAACCAGCGGGCGCGGGAACUUUUAUGGAACAACCACGACCUUUGGCAGCCAGUUUUCGCUCCGUCACCGCAUUCUUGUGCGACCAGAUCUGGAGGUUGUCAGUCGCUCGGAUGAUCCACAGUUGCACAGCAUGGCUGCAAUUGCGCGGCGUUGCUGGGAGCCCGAGCCCGCAAAUCGAUUUGACCAGUUCAACGAGGUUGUGCGCGAACUCGAAGCCAUGGGUCGGAUUGCAGGCCAGUCCCUGUUGGAGCGCAUGGCUUUCAUGCUCGAAAAGUACAGCACCCAUCUCGAGGACAUUGUCGAAGAGCGCACGCUCGAGCUCGAGGACGAGAAGCGUCGCGCCGAGUCGCUGCUGUAUAAUAUUCUCCCCAUCUCGGUUGCAAAGCGCUUGCAAGAAGACGUCAACUUUAUCGGCGAUUUGCACCCAGAGGCGACCGUGUUUUUCUCGGAUAUUGUGGGCUUUAGCGCCAUGUCGCAUAGCGCGUCGCCUGCUGAUGUUGUCAGCAUGCUCAACCAGCUCUUUACCAUGAUGGACAAGCUUGCCGAUGAGCACAAGCUGGAAAAGAUCAAGACCAUCGGUGAUGCGUAUAUGGCAUGCUGCGGAUGCCCCACCUACUACCCGAAUCACGUCCAGCGCGUUGCCUUGUUCGCACUCAAUGUCCAGCGAAUGGAGAUCAUGGGCAUCAAUGGCACGCCACUGCAAAUGCGUAUUGGCAUUCACACGGGCCCCGUGAUUGCCGGUGUUGUCGGAACGCGCAAGUUUGCCUACGACUUGUGGGGCGAUACGGUCAACACUGCCAGCCGCAUGGAAAGCAACGGCGAACCGGGCAAGAUUUGCGUGAGCGAGGCCACAUACCAUAUUCUCAAGGACUCGUUUGAGUUUCAAGUGCGCGAAUCGAGGUACAUCAAAGGCAUUGGCGACUGCGUCACGUACUUUUUGCUGGGCGUCAAGGGCAAGAAGGUGUUUGGGCCGCGCCCACCCACAUCCAAGUGGGCUCAGCUUGCGAGCUCGGACUUGCGGCGCAGACUGAUUGCCACUGGAGGAGUGAAGGGAGCGUUGCUUCGAAUGCAAUCCUUUGGCGGGUCGCACGGCUCUGCCCAACCCCUGCCGAGCGCAGACGGUGGCCACACCAACAACAACAACAACAACAACAACAAGACCCAGUCGCCGCCGUCGUCGUCUCCUGGCUCGCCGAAGGCUUCCGUCAGCUCUGGCGCUGCCGGAGAAGGUGCCUUUGCGCUUCAUGCGAGCUCGCCGAGCGCAAAGCCCGACGAGCUUCGUCGGCGAGCUGUUCGUCGCCGCAUCAUGGCUGCUGUGACUGCGACCGGCCGGCUGCGAGCGCCUCGCCCCUUGUCCCUCUUGGGCUCCCAGAGUUCCCGUGACUUGUUCUCAGAACCGCUCUGCCUCUCCGGCAGUGACGAGUCCGAGGCGUUUGACGAGAAUGAGGGCUACGCCGAGCUGCCACCGCGUCGCAAAACAGUGGGUGACGUUGCUGCUGGCCAUGUCUCUUUCGGGUCUCGACUUGCUGUGCACGAGGCCAGCCCGGUAGCAGAUGCAUCAGUUGCCGAGCAUGGCAGCGCUGCUGACCACGUUCAGCUUUCUUUCCCGGAUGUCGUGAUUCAGGUAAUGGAGAGCAACCGUCGUCAAGGCGGCGAUCCGUCAAACCUCAGUGCCUUUACGGAAAUCAGUGGCUUUGGCCGCCGCAAGUCUCUUCAAAUGCUUCAGGCCGAGCAAGAGCAGCUGCGGCAUGCCCCACUGCUCGUCCAUGUUCCCGAGGGUGGAGAUUCGGAAAGCGCCGUUUAA